AUGAAGAUCAAAGCGCUCACUCGUGCGACGAGCUCAUACCAAGCACCGGGCAGUGAUGUCGCUCGUCAACCGCGCAACCUCGAUCCUGCCCUGCAUCCUUUCGAACGUGCGAGAGAAUAUACUCGUGCCUUGAACGCCACCAAGCUUGACCGCAUGUUUGCAGCUCCUUUUGUCGCACAACUAGGACGAGGACAUGUGGAUGGCGUAUACAAGCUUGCAAAGGACCCUAAUGCUCUAGAUCGCUUCGCCAGUGGCAGUGGAGAUGGAGUGCUCAAAGUGUGGGACCUACCCAGUCGAGACGAGGUGUGGCAGACACAGGCACAUGAGAAUCUGGUAAAGGGGAUAUGCUGGACGCACGAUAAAAAGCUACUGUCCUGUGGAAGCGAUAAGACAGUCAAGCUCUCCGAUCCAUACAACAGCACAUCUGGCAGUGCACCACUGGCAACAUGGCUUGGGCAGGGCGCAUUCAACGGUAUAACGAGGCACAGGACAGAGCCAGUCUUCGCAGUCUCCUCUUCUGUCAUCUCGAUCUACGACGUCAACAGGCCCUCUUCCACACCCACACAGACGUUUUCAUGGCCAACCUCAGUGGACACGAUCACCGCACUGGCUCUGAACCAGACGGAAACAUCCAUUCUCGCCUCGUGCGCGACGGACCGAUCAAUUGUAUUAUACGACUUACGAACAGCUUCUCCUCUGCAUCGAUCAGUACUCACACUCGCCUCCAAUGCAAUCAGCUGGAAUCCAAUGGAAGCAUUCAAUCUUGCUGUUGCAAACGAGGACCAUAACAUCUACAUGUUCGAUAUGAGGAAUCUGUCUCGAGCACUCAAUAUCUUCAAGGACCACGUCAGUGCAGUGAUGGACGUAGAGUUCUCUCCUACCGGUGAAGAGCUCGUUUCAGCAUCGUACGACCGCAGCAUCCGAUUAUGGAAGCGCAACGAGGGACACAGCCGAGACAUCUACCACACGAAGCGCAUGCAGCGAGUCUUUAGCUGUUGCUGGACACCCGACAACGCGUACAUCCUCUCUGGUUCAGAUGAUGGCAAUAUUCGACUAUGGAGAUCGAACGCCUCAGCUCGAUCUGGUGUGAAGAGCGCAAGGCAGAGACAGGCGCUAGAGUACAGUGACGCGUUGAGGAAUCGGUACAAGCACAUGCCAGAGAUCAGACGGAUCGCGAGGCAUAGACACGUACCGAAACAGGUCAAGAAGGCGGGCGAGAUCAAGGGCGAGGAACUGAGGAGUAUUAAGCGGAGAGAAGAGAAUGAGCGGAAGCACAGUAAGAAGGGCGCUGAUAAGGCGAGACGAAGCGAUAGGGAGAAGAUGGUGCUGGCGACUGAGAAGUGA
Molecule: messenger RNA, 1344 nt
Organism: Recurvomyces mirabilis
Lineage: Eukaryota; Fungi; Ascomycota; Dothideomycetes; Mycosphaerellales; Teratosphaeriaceae
Gene: sof1
Product: Protein sof1
Exons: 2
Coding region: 1-1344 (447 amino acids)
Biological process (GO): maturation of SSU-rRNA from tricistronic rRNA transcript (SSU-rRNA, 5.8S rRNA, LSU-rRNA)
Cellular component (GO): small-subunit processome; nucleolus
Molecular function (GO): protein binding
Source: RefSeq, a predicted model, not a curated record